Symbiodinium sp. CCMP2456 is the source of this 557-nucleotide messenger RNA. Lineage: Eukaryota; Dinophyceae; Suessiales; Symbiodiniaceae. The record is from the annotation of a GenBank genome assembly.
GCAUGGGCUCGAACGCUCUGGAGAACAGUGUGGUCGGGCACAACGCGGCUGCGAGCGCCUGCGAGAAGGGCUACGAGUGGGCGCGCGCCCUCGGCGUGCUCUCAGCCCUGCGGAGCUCGAAAGAGGAGCCUGGAGUGGUGUCCUACGCCGCCGUCGCUUCUGCCUGCGAGAAGAGGCGGCGCUGGGAGGUGGCGUUCCAGCUCGCACUGGAUCUGGAGGCCGCAGGUGGUGCUCAAAACGUCGUGCUACGAGGAAGUCUCGUGAGUGCCUGCGAGAAGGAUCGCCGCUGGGAGGCGGGCAUGCUGCUCUUGCAGGCCUUCCGUCCCUGGCGUGUGAGCCAGCAGGAGAUCGGCUUUGCUUCCGCAACCUCUGCCUGCGAGAAAGCCAAGUGCUGGCGGCAGGCGAUGGGUCUGGUGCGCUUCAUGCACCAGUGCGGCAUGCAGCCAUACAUCUUCAGCGCCAACGCAGGGCUCAGCGCGCUGGAGAAGGCGGCGUGCUGGGCUCGCGGGCUGGCUCUCUUCGAGGACUUCGCGCUGCUUGGCCGAGCAGUAUGGUAG